CAGCAAGGCCGGCGAAGACCAAGUCCUGAAGGUUACGUCAGACGGGAGGGGCCACGUCCCGGUGCAUAUAAAGUCCUGGACACCCGCCUCACCCUCACAGUUGUCUGGCAUCUCGGCUUCACCUGUUCUCCAGCUAUGCGUUUCCAGGCGUUGAUUGUAGUGUUGGCCGUGAUGGCCAGCGUUUGCCAGGGUGGAUUAAUUGGUGGCCUCGGGGGCCUUGGCGGCCUUGGUGGCCUCGGAGGCCUUGGCGGCCUUGGUGGCCUUGGUGGCCAUGGUGGCCUCGGUGGUCUUGGUGGCAUCGGUGGAUAUGGAGGUGGUUUGGGCGGAUAUGGUGCUGGCUUGGAUGGUUAUGGUGGUUACGGAAGCUAUGGUGGAGGGUAUAAUGGUGGAUAUGGCGGUGAAGGAGGACACACAUUCAUACUGAGCAAGAGCUACGGAAGUCACGGAGCCUUCGGCAAAGGCGGCGAACAUGGUAAAUUUGGCGUGGGCGGACUCGGGGCAUUUAACAAAGGCGGAUUCAGUAAAUUUGGCGCCGGCGGACUCGGUGGGAUUGGAAAUAUUGGUUACGGAAAGUAAGUCAACGGAAUCACCUUGUCCUGACGAUGGUUAGAUGUCUAUACCUGUCCUCGUCACGAGGGCUAGAACGUGUUCCUCAGUCCUCGUCACGAGGGCCUGAACGUGCUUCUCAGUCCUCGUAAUAAGGGGCAGAACGUGUUCCUCAGUCCUCGUUAUUUCUGGAAUAAAGCAAUUGGAAAGUAA
Procambarus clarkii (red swamp crayfish) is the source of this 759-nucleotide messenger RNA. RefSeq lists its product as uncharacterized. The record is from RefSeq and is a predicted model, not a curated record. NCBI's taxonomy places the organism in Eukaryota, Metazoa, Arthropoda, Malacostraca, Decapoda, Cambaridae.